AUGCAGUCAAUGCUUCAACAAUACUCCUUUGCUUCACUGGAACGUGACGAAUAUGGGAACGAUGUGGGCGUGUCAGCGAAACGGUUACCAGUAGCGUACCUGCUAGUAGAUGUGCCUUGCGGGGUAGCGCCGGGUACAUCACAGCCCAGGUUUAGCCCCGUUGCCACCUUCCCGCCAGCGAAUCGCCCACUGCAGAGCCAUUUACAAAGCCUGAAGGGUCUUCAUGAACAUAUACAGAAUUCGCCGUCAUUCUUAGAGGCUAUGUCAGAUCUCCACGUACUCCUAUACUUGGCGACCAACGACGCUUUACCCCUAACAAUAGAGCAGCUGGAGCCUUUGUUGCAAGCAGUCAGGACAAGAGAUGAAGAUGCAGCGGAAUCUUGGCGAAAUGAAGGGCACGUGGCCACGUUAUUGCAGCUGGCCGCCUGUGAUCACAAUUCGCCGGCUGCUAAUAGUUCGUCUGACUCCGGCGUAUGGACGUGUCAGUUGUGUACGUUCCACAAUGCCGCGCCGCUCGACUCCUGCGAGAUGUGCGCGAUGCCAAGGUAA
This is a messenger RNA of Pieris macdunnoughi, 549 nucleotides long. NCBI's taxonomy places the organism in Eukaryota, Metazoa, Arthropoda, Insecta, Lepidoptera, Pieridae. The record is from the annotation of a GenBank genome assembly.